AACCCUGUGAAACCAAACACAACUUUCUACAGGACAUGUGUAAAUUGAGUUACUGUGGUUACGGUUUGAUUCCGGAAGUUUCUCUGCACAACACAAACAUGGCUGUGCAAAGCUGGAUCGACAAUCUAAAAUCGGCGAAGAAAACCUCUUUGAUUCACGAUGGGAAAAGGAAGAUCCACUACCUCUUUGCAGAUGGAAAAGAAAUGGCAGAAGAGUAUGAUUUAAGAACAGAUGAACUUGUUGUACGAAAGUGGCGUCUCAAAAGCACACUUGGAGCGCUGGGUCAAUGGCAGGUUGAAGUUGGGGAGCCGCUUGUUGGUCCUGUCACCUCUUCGGAUGCUGAGAUGCUAAAAGAGAACUGCUCCAAUCCUGUAUUUACGCGUAAAGAUACAAAGAGCAGUUUUCAGUGGAGAAUCCGGAACCUUCCCCACCCCAAAGAUGUCUAUAAUGUUUCAGCCCAGCCACCUGAAAGAUGUAUUGUCAUAAAAACUUCAAACAAAAAGUAUUACAAGAAAUUUGGUAUUCCUGAUCUGGAUCGCAGUCAACUUCCACUGGACAACUCCGCUUUAAGCUUCACUCAUGCAAACAACACUUUGAUAGUCACUUACAAGAAACCCAAAGAGAUUUUAAAUCUUGAGCAGGAGCUGAUGAAGGAGCUGAAGAAGCUAAAGGGGACGAGUGAAGGGGACACUGACUGCAAAACUCAGUGAAUUCUGAAGGACAGAGAGAAUGGCAAAAACUGGUCAUAUGUGAGCUCAAUGUUUAAAUGUAUUGAAUACAUGUUUGAUUAGACUCUCCUGACAUGUUGUUCGUAGAUAUUUCAUCUGAUAAAUACUUUCUUUCUCUUGUUCUUCACCUGUACAAUUAACUCAUUCACUGCCAGCCUUCCCAGUUAACAUGGAUAUUUAACUUCUAAAGCCAUCAAUGGCAGUGAAUGUGUUAAAAUAAAAAAACACUGACGAGCCUUUAUAAAAUGUUUCUCUCAUUCAAAAA
This is a messenger RNA of Phycodurus eques (leafy seadragon), 993 nucleotides long. RefSeq names its product deleted in primary ciliary dyskinesia homolog (mouse) (gene dpcd). NCBI's taxonomy places the organism in Eukaryota, Metazoa, Chordata, Actinopteri, Syngnathiformes, Syngnathidae. Bases 36 to 710 code for a protein of 224 amino acids. The record is from RefSeq and is a predicted model, not a curated record. The transcript has 7 exons.